GAUUGCCAUAGCAAAGAGUAGCCACAUUUGGUUUAUUAGUCCUUAAUUUUAGUCAGAUUAAAGGGAAUGGAGUUAUAUAAAUUAUUGUUAUAUGUGUAACGUUAUAUUCCCUCGAGUUGUCACUCCUCUACAGUUCUUGAUCUGUUAGUCAUACCGUUUGAGUUGUCAAUCAAGAGUAUUGGCCAUGUGUUAAGUGCUGGACAAUAUGCAUCCUGCAUUCACACUAUGUGCCUGUUCAAGAGGUGUUUAUGUACAAAUAUACAUAUGACAUGUAGAUAAAUGCUUGAAUAACAAAAACGGAAUGUUCUUAGAUUCCAAUGUGAAGUCAAAUCCAAGUUAAAGGCGUAGUUCACCCGAAAAUGAGAUUAUCACAUUACUUGCCCACCAAUAGAUCCUGUUCAGUGAAUGGGUGCCAUCAGAAUGAAAGCCAAACAGCUGAUAAAAACACCACAAGUAAUCCACACGACUACAGACCAUCCAUUAACAUCUUGUGAAGUGAAAAGCGGCAUGUUUGUAAGAAACAAAUCCUUUGUUAAAGUGUUUUAACUUUAAACUAUUGCUUCUGGCCAAAACAUAAGUCUAUAAUCUGCAAUAACUCUUCCAUCUCCUGUUGACCUCCUACAACAAAAUCCAAAUUUGUUUCGAACUUUUGGACAGUUUUCACUUCUAAACAUUGCUUGAUCUGUGCAUAUCUCUCUUCUGAUUCAGACAGGACUUUUUCACUAGAAAAAGCAAUAUUAUGGAACACUCAUAUUUUAGCCUGAAGCAGGGAUUUAAAGUUUCUUAUUACAAACACACCGCUUUUUAAAUCACAAGGUGUUAACUGAUGGACUGGAUUAUUGUGAUGUUUUUAUCAGCCGUUUGGACUCUCAUUCUGACGGCACCCAUUCACUGCAGAGGAUCCCUUUUGAGAGCAAGUGAUGUAAAUGCCUAAUUUUCUCCAAAUCUGUUCUGAUCAUAUUCAUCUUGAAUGCGCUGAGGGUUAAUUUUCAGCCAUUUUUAUUUUUUGGGUCAACUAUUCCUUUAAAAGAAAAAUAAUGCAAAACUGAAACACAGUAAAGCCAUGAGUAGCAGAAAAGAUAAUGAUAACCUCCUCAAAAUGACAAAGGAUGACCUGCAGCGCUGGAUCCAGGCAGAGGUGGACCGAAACCCUCAUCUGAUGCAGAGGCGCGAGCAGCUCGGACAAGUUGAGGAGUGGGUGAAGCAGAAGGAGAGGGAUUCCACUUACACCUGCCUUCUGUACAGCAAUGCCCACGAGUCAGUCCUUGAGUGUGAGUCAGUGAUGAAGGGUCUUUAUGGAAUGCUGGGAUUGGAGUACCGAGACGAGGAUUCGGAGGAGGAAGGAGGAGGAGAACCCCUUGACGUCAUUCAUCUCACAGAUGAAGAGGAGGAUAGACAGGAAAAUAGUGUCUUCAAUGGAGAUGAUGAUGAUGAUGAUAUUGUUGUCAUUGAUCUGGGAGCCACCAAGGAAACCUUGGAACCAAUGCUUGAAAAGGUGACGGUGGCCAUUCAGAAUUCAUCCAGACUCAUUCAAGACUUAGUCCAUAUGGUGAACAAAACUUCCUCCAUAAGUGCUGUAUCACCAUCAUCAUCAUCGUCUGACUUCUCCAACAGACCCUCAUCGACCUUGACCCCUGAGACCAGCCAUUCUGAAUCUGUCACAUUGAAACUGGAAAUACCUGAAAACUCUAUUUCGAUAGUUAAGACUGAAUCUCUAUCGAGAUCACCUGAAAUGUCCUCGCUUCUCAGCAAUUCAGAACAAAACAAAUCUAUUGCCCAUCAAAAGCCAGAUUCUAAACCAACAAUUAAGACUGAACCACAACUAGAAAUGAGCAUUUCAAACCAACAUGAAACUGCUGCUAGUCUUAACUGUACAUCCUUAAAAUUAAUUAAGACUGAACCUCAAUUGAUAGCAGUGAGUCCUUCCGAAACACCAGAAACAAUUGCCAGUCCUAAUCUUGGAUCCUUAGCAACAAUAAAGACCGAGCAUCAGUUGUUGGUAAUAAAGCCAGAAAUGACUUCACCUCCAAGCCCUUCAGAACCUUUCAAAAUUCCAUCAAUUAAGUCUGAACCUCAGCUGACAGCAUUAACUCCUGAAACAUCUUUGCUUGAAAGUGAUCCUGAACAGUCAAACAGCCUUAAUUCAGAUCACAAAGCAACACGUAACACUGAACUUAUGUUGCCGGCAAUGACUUCAGAAAUCCCUUUAUUUUCAGAACAAUUGAAACCUAGUGCCUGUCCUAUUUUAGCAUCCGUAGCAUCAAAUGAGAUUGAUCCUCAAGUGACCCCUUCAGAAAUGUCUUCACCUUCAAGCAGUUCAGAACAAAUGGAAACUGCUGCCAGUGACAAUACAUCAACCAUAGAAACAAACCAGACUGAGCCUGUGUCAUCACUGCCGAGCAAUUCUGAAGAAGCUGAAACUCUUGCCAGACAUGAUUCGGAAUCCACAGAUGAGAACCAAAAGCCAAAAACAUGGAGCAAAUCUGUCAAACCCUCUGUGCCCACGAGAAGUCCAACAACUAGACUGAGAUCAAAAAACUCUGUGCCUGGUACCAGCGCUUCCUGCCCACAAAAGGAUACAACAAGGGCGUCAUCGCCUGCAGAUAGUAAUAAUGAACCCUCUGACACAGAGGACCUGCCUGCUAGUCCUGCUGACAGUGAUUAUGAACCCUCUGAAUCACAAUCGGAGUCAUCAUCAGACAGUGAUUAUGAAGCCCCUAAAUCACAGUCAGAGUUAUCGACAGAUACGACUGAUUAUACCAGCCGCAAUAAUGCUCCUGCAGAAUAUUCCAGUCCUGAUCAAAGUUCCAAGUCUUCAUCCAGUGAGUCCUCCAAGCCUUCUCAAGAACAUGAAGAGAUAAAACUCAAAGUCAGCAUGGAAGUUUUAGGGAAAAGGCAACACAACUUGUGGUGUAAAGGAACAGUACAAGAAGUCCAAACAGCAGAGGAUGGCCUCAGAUAUAAGGUGGAGUUUAAGAGUGGUAAAGAGAUUGUGCUGCCUGCUCAUCAUGUGGCCUCUCUGAAGCCUGCCCUGCUUAAGGAUUUGUUUAUUGGCUGUCGUGUUGUGGCCAGCAGCAAAGAUGAUGAAGGAAAGGUCUCGUUUAAUGCUGCCGUGCUGGUUGAGCUUCCCGAGCGCAAGAAUCGCAUGAGGUUUUUGGUGUUUUAUGAUAAUGGCGAAGUAGCUUACCUGUCACUUCCAGACCUUCAUCUCGUCUGCAAACAAUUGAAAAAGGUGUGGAAGGACAUUGAGGAUGAGACAUUAAGGUUGCAGGUUAAGGAAUAUCUUCGUGCCUAUCCCAACCCCAUUGCUGUGGUGCUUCGCGUGGGGCAAGACACCAAGGCGAUGCGGAAUGGCAAGUUUGAGACUUGCACGGUGCUCCAGUUGGAUGGCAGCCUGAUCCAGAUCUGCUUUAAGAAAGACAAGCAGAAAGAGUGGAUUUAUAAAGGCUCAGAAAAGUUGGAACACAUCGUAAAUAUCAAGGAACGUCUGGCUAAAGAUAAACCACAGAAAACAGCUCUACAGAAAACACAACAUAAACUACAACAGCCGUAUCAACAGAAAACGCAACAACCACAGCAACAACCACAGCAACAAAAAGUGCAACAACCACAGCAACAAAAAGUGCAACAAAAAGUGCAACAACCACAGCAACAAAAAGUGCAACAAAAAGUGCAACAACCACAGCAACAAAAAGUGCAACAACCACAGCAACAAAAAGUGCAACAACCACAGCAACAAAAAGUGCAACAACCACAGCAACAAAAAGUGCAACAACCACAGCAACAGAAAGUGCAACAAUUCUUUCAACAGAAACCACAUCAGCCAUCUCAACAGAAAACGCAACAACCACAGCAACAGAAAGUGCAACAAUUCUUUCAACAGAAACCACUUCAGCCAUCUCAACAAAAAACGCAACAAAAAGUGCAACAACCACAGCAACAAAAAGUGCAACAAUUCUUUCAACAGAAACCACUUCAGCCAUCUCAACAGAAAGCGCAACAGCCUGCAGCAACAACAGGAAAUGCCACAUCUCAGCGCAACACAACCUCCUCCUUGACAACAGCUGCCUCAGCGACUGUUACUUUAACAUCUGUCACCUCAGCAGCUGUAUCUCAGGCGACCCGACAAUCUGAUACAGUCACCAAAACAUCAUCUAUUAGGCCUCAAAUGAUCACAUCAGCUGCUUUCCAGCCAAAGGUCCUCCUGCAGAGGUUGACUGUGCUUUCACCUGUCUUACCAGCUGUCUGUGUGUCAAAGGAUAGUAUGCACACAGUAAAACCUGCUACUGCAAACAGUACCUCAAAUUUAAGAAGUGCAAAGCGACCUGCCCCUGAUGAGGAAGAAGAGUGUGCUUCUGAUGGAGAAGAGUGUGUUUCUAAGGAAGAAGACAAAGCAGUUUUAAAGCAACACCAGUGCAAGUCCAUAUACUUGCAUCAUCGCUGUUGUCCAGCAUGUCUGGAUGGGGUGAGACCGUCUCAAGUCGACAUGCACCAUGGUCAAAAUCCACUUCUUAUCCCACUGCUUUUUAAGUUUAGGCGAAUGACUGCUAGAAGGCGCAUCGAUGGAAAGGUGUUUUUCCAUAUUUUCUAUCGUUCGCCAUGUGGGCGGAGCCUGUGUGACAUGCAGGAAGUGCAGGAGUACUUGUUUGAAACGCGCGGUGACUUCCUUUUCCUGGAAAUGUUCUGUAUGGACCCAUUUGUUCUUGUAAAUCGCGCCCGACCUCCUUCCACAUCAACCAGCAAGCCUCACCUCUACCUGCCGGACAUCUCAGAUGGCAGAGAGGUGUUACCGGUGCCCUGCGUUAAUGAAGUGGACAACACGCUCGCUCCUAACAUCAGUUACACCAAAGACAGAGUUCCAGCUCCAGGUGUUUCUAUUAAUACCAGCUCAGACUUCUUGAUCGGCUGUGACUGCACAGAUGGUUGUCUGGACAGGUCAAAGUGUGCAUGCCACCAGCUGACCAUUGAAGCCACGUCCUUACGCAGUGGUGGUCCAGUGGACGUUAGUGCUGGAUACACACAUAAGAGGUUACCAACCACCUUGCCAACAGGGGUGUAUGAGUGUAACCCUCUGUGCCGUUGUGAUCCAAGAACGUGCAGCAACAGGCUGGUUCAGCACGGGCUGCAGCUGCGGCUGGAGCUCUUCAUGACACAACACAAGGGAUGGGGCAUCCGCUGCAAAGAUGAUGUAGCCAAGGGCACAUUCGUGUGUGUUUUCACUGGUAAAAUAGUAAACGAGGACAGAAUGAAUGAGGAUGACACAGUGUCCGGCAAUGACUAUUUGGCCAACCUUGACUUCAUUGAGGGUGUGGAGAAACUGAAAGAGGGUUAUGAGAGCGAGGCGUACUGCUCAGACACAGAGGUCGAAAGCAACAAGAAGACCAUAACCAUGAAAACAGGGCCGUUGUGGAAAAACACUCUCUACCAAGAAGACUCUAGCAGUAGUGAAGAAAGAGAAGAACCUAUGGAGCUGGACACAGAACAAGAAGAAAUGGAAGUGAGUCUCACAUCCUUACGUGAGAAAAUACUAUCCCAUAAGCCACAUGAAGCCUCUAAAGAUGCUCAGGAGAAAGUGACCAAACAAAUGAGAGAGGACGGUCAAGAAACCUCAGGUCCAAAGCGUUGCUUCGCCAGAAAGUCAUUCCAGAGAAGAGUAAAACCACUAGUAACCACGGAUGCAAAGGAGAAAACGAGGACAGCUCUAACUGGCAACAACACACGCAGACUGUUCAGCGGCGAGGACACCUGUUACAUCAUCGAUGCGAGACAAGAGGGCAACCUCGGCCGCUUCAUCAACCACAGCUGCAGUCCGAAUUUGUUUGUUCAGAACGUCUUUGUCGACACACACGACCUUCGGUUUCCAUGGGUGGCGUUCUUUGCCAGCAAGCGCAUCAAGGCGGGCGCGGAGUUGACGUGGGAUUAUAACUAUGAGGUUGGCAGUGUGGAGGGGAAGGUUCUGCUCUGCUGCUGUGGCUCUCUGCGGUGCACAGGAAGGCUGCUCUGAUGUACUGCUUUCAACAAAAAACACUAAAACUUCAAUAGAGGCGUUAUCCUUGUAAACAGUUUCACCAAGCCAUCAGAAACACAGCUGUGACGCUGUUCUGGAAGAGCAUUCCAAUCAUGACCCUUUGAAUAUGAAAAGAAUAAUAAAAUAUAUUCAAGUUUGUUGUUGCUUUUAUUGUUUUGUUUGUUUUUAACCUCUACAAGUAUCGUUAAUAGCCACUUAUUCGAUGUAAAUAAAAUUUGCAAAUAUCAAAAAUGACUUUUUGUGUAAUGUUUGUCUUGUAUAAACGCCCUAAA
Messenger RNA from Cyprinus carpio (common carp), 6300 nucleotides. Its product is annotated as histone-lysine N-methyltransferase SETDB1-A-like. Gene Ontology annotation, cellular component: nucleus. The record is from RefSeq and is a predicted model, not a curated record. Gene Ontology annotation, biological process: heterochromatin organization; negative regulation of gene expression. NCBI's taxonomy places the organism in Eukaryota, Metazoa, Chordata, Actinopteri, Cypriniformes, Cyprinidae. Gene Ontology annotation, molecular function: zinc ion binding; protein binding; histone H3K9 methyltransferase activity.